GGCAAAAACCUGAAUAAUUGAUGAGCAGAGGAAAGAGUGAAAGCACUGCCGGACGGGACGGUGUGUGUGGGAGUGUGUAGAGAUGGGGGAAAGGGAUACAGUGUGGCAGGAGCCUGGCUACGAUGGGAUCUGCAACUACGCCCAAAGAAUCACCUCCUGCUUCGGACUGGAUGUGGCUCGUGCGCAGGAGACACACCACCACUCCUCAGAGAAGCCCCUGAUUCAGUGCUACAAGUGCGGGGAGCCAUGUAAGGGCGAGGUGCUGCGGGUGCAGAACAAGCACUUCCACCUAAAGUGCUUCACCUGUAAAGUGUGUGGCUGUGACCUCGCCCAGGGGGGGUUCUUCAUGAAGAAUGGAGACUAUCUGUGCACGCUGGACUACCAACGCAUGCACGGCACCCGCUGCAAUGGCUGUGGGGACUUUGUGGAGGGGGAAGUGGUCACUGCCCUGGGCAAGACCUACCACCCUGCCUGCUUUGUCUGCACCAUAUGCAAACGACCGUUCCCCGCCGGGGACAGGGUGACCUUCAACGGGAAGGACUGCUUGUGUCAGUACUGUGUGGAGCCAAUGUCUCCGGGACCAAAGGACAUCCUCGGCUCCAGCAAUUGCGCAGGAUGUGGUCGAGACAUUAAGAACGGACAGGCUCUUCUAGCAUUGGACAAACAAUGGCAUCUGGGCUGCUUUAAGUGUAAGGCCUGCAACAAAGUGCUGACCGGGGAGUACAUCAGCAAGGAUGGCGCCCCCUACUGUGAGAAAGACUACCAGAUCCACUUUGGAGUUCAGUGUGAGGCGUGUCAUCAGUUCAUCACAGGGAAGGUGCUAGAGGCCGGAGAUAAGCACUACCACCCCAGCUGUGCGCGAUGCAGCAGGUGCAAUCAGAUGUUCACAGAAGGAGAAGAGAUGUAUCUGCAAGGAUCAACGGUGUGGCAUCCUGGCUGCAAGAACACCACCCGAACAGAGGAGAGACACAGAGAGCGGCUAUUGCCUCCGUCCCUCUUAUUCCUCCAAAAAACAGAAAGGCAGCCUACGAGGUCGUCAUCAGAGAGUAUUUGUUCCAGACCUGGUUCAAGCAUACCUGGCUCACCGGGUCACACGAUCUAUGCAAAAGUAGACAAUGAGAUCCUUGAUUACCGAGACCUAGCUGCCAUUCCAAAAGUCAAAGCCAUUUAUGACAUUGAGCGCCCUGAUCUUAUUACGUAUGAACCUUUGUACACCACCUCCCUGGAUGAGAGAGACGAGAGACGAGAGAGUGUGGGAGAGCUCCACACUGCCAGGAGGGAGCGUUCCCCCUUGCCCGAUGACAAGUCCUCAAGGAACAUGUCACCAACCCCAUCUGGUGAGGGCUCUUACGACAGGAGGGAACGCAUCCUCCAAAGGUCAACCAGUCAGGGCUCGAUAGGAUCACCAGUUUAUAAUCGCCAUGGUUACACCCCCAGUCUGUCACGGUCUCCUCAGCAUUUUCACAGGCCAGAGGCUCUGACAGGCAUGCAGAAGCUCUGCUCCUCCUUGUGCAGUAACAGUGUGGGCUCCAGAAAUAGUGACUCACGCCCCACCUCCCCUUUCAGACACCACUUCCUCCCCCAUAGCCAAGGCACUGACCCCCCGAGUGGCCGGAGCUCCCCCCUCCCGCUCAGGCCCGACAGCCGGCCGGUCACCCCGCCUCUCUCUCUGACCCCUAAACAUUUCCACCUCCCAGAUCAAGGGAGCAACAUCUACAGAAAACCCCCUAUCUACAAACAACACGAUACAGAUGCCAUAGCACGUCAAAGCAAGUCUGCUGAUGAGAUCAUCAGAUCGGCCACCUUCCCCGCUGCCCAUGCUCCAUCUCCGGAUGACAGCUCGCGGAGUGAGGGCGACCGCUGGCCUUGCUCUCUUGCUGUAUUAGGUUCAGAAGGGGGAAGACGAUCCAGAGAAGAGGAGGAGGAAGACACCUUGAAAAAAAAGCAGAUCCACGAGGAACAUCUCAGCAAGAUUCAGUCUGGUUUGGGAAAGCUCAUUCUGAAGGAGGAGAUGGAAAAAGAUCAGAUCAGGGAGCGUCACACACGUAGCCUCUCUGCUCAGCGCUACGACCCCAAACAGACCGACUGUGACGCAGAACCAACUUCUCCAACCCAAACUAACUCUCUGCCUGGUUAUCGAAGGAACGGGCUGCAUCGGCCCCAGUCCACAGACUUCACCCAGUACAACAGCUACAGUGACAUUUGUGGGGGAGGCAGAGAGUUUCAGCACAUUAAGGAUGGCCGUGCAGCACUUGCAAGGAUGGACAGGGGAGUAUCUAUGCCUAAUAUGUUGGAACCAAAAGUGUAUCCCUAUGAAAUGCUCAUGAUAACCAGUAGAGGGAGAGCUAAACUGCCCAGGGAUGUGGACAGAACCAGACUGGAGCGCCACUUAGCACCCGAAUUGUUCUUUGACAUCUUUGGAAUGGAGGUCCAGGAGUUUGACAGGCUUCCCCUGUGGAAACGCAACAACAUGAAAAAGAAGGCCAAGCUCUUCUAGCACUCAGAGCAGCAUGCACAUACUGUACAUUCAUCCAGAUAGCACACAACAAACUGUAAUCUAGAUGUAGGUUUUUGGGUUUAUUUCCUUUUUCUUCUGGAUGAUUUUUUUUUUAUCCUGGCAUAAUUCAAGGAAGUCACAAGAUGGACUGAACUUUUUGUGUUGCUCUGAAGCUUCCUGAGACUGUGAGCUGAAGGAUUUGUCCAGUUAGAUUUGCACAGGAAUCAAGGAAUCUUUUCCAUGUUCAAAAAUGACAAAGAAUGAGAAUGAUUGAUAAAUAGGUUCAUGUUAUUUGGUUUGACUGCGCUUGUUUUACUUCUUGCUUUGCUUCGAGUGGAACUGCUUUCCUUUCUUUCUUGCUUGUUUCUUCCUACUAUUUGUUGCUGUUGAUUCCUGUGGAACUUUGUAAGUACGGUAGAACCUCAUGGCGCCAUUACCAAAUGCCCAUGCUCGUAGCUUGAACAUGUGUCCGCUUUCCCAACGCUUGGGCUGAAACUGAUUUUGCCCAAAGUUCGCAAGGAUCGGCUCAAUGAGUCUUUGAAUAAAAUAAAUAAAAAAGCCACAGGGAAAGCAGUGAGCUGACCCAUCAACUGUUUUACCAGAUCUCCAUGGAAACCCCUACACAUUGCCAGUCCCCUCCCCUUGCUUCUGUACAAUCCAAACAUUCAUCUGACCCUGACAAAAAUAAAAUGUCUCUCUUCUCAGGCUCUCAUAAACAUGGCCAGACACAUUCCCUUUACAUGUAUUGGAAGUACAAAUCUUAAAUAUAUUUUAGUGCCGUAUCCAAAAUACAGUAACCAACAAAUAUAAAAACACCCAAUGUGAGAAUCAACUGUAUUUGGAAGUACUGUUUUAUAAAUGAAAAACCCACACUGCCAUUUGUUGUAAUUGAAAUUUAAGCAGCCAAUAAAGCUUUAAAUCACCAUGAACCAUAUGA
This is a messenger RNA of Gymnodraco acuticeps, 3434 nucleotides long. RefSeq names its product actin binding LIM protein 1a (gene ablim1a). The transcript is spliced from 26 exons. NCBI's taxonomy places the organism in Eukaryota, Metazoa, Chordata, Actinopteri, Perciformes, Bathydraconidae. Gene Ontology annotation, molecular function: actin filament binding. Gene Ontology annotation, biological process: cytoskeleton organization; lamellipodium assembly; cilium assembly. The record is from RefSeq and is a predicted model, not a curated record. The coding region runs from base 83 to 2497 and encodes 804 amino acids. Gene Ontology annotation, cellular component: actin cytoskeleton; stress fiber.